AGCUUCUGCGCGCCUCGCAAGUUCGAGACGCAGCGCAACUACGACGGCAGCGACGAGCUUCCCACGAUGCCCGCCAUCGCAGACGCGCCGCACGAGCACGAGCUGCUCGGCUGGCAGCUGCAGCCCGGCGAUUGCGUCCUCUUCUCCGGGAAGACGCUGCACGGCGCGGUGGGCAACGCCUCGGAGAGCAGGAGCCGCCGCGUGCUCACGACACGCUGGAUGGGCGACGACGCGCGCUUUGCUCCCCGCCGGUGGGAGAUCAGCCCGCCGUACACGGGCGGGCUGCAGGCGGGCGACCCGAUGGAAUGUGGUCUCUUUCCUCGGUUGCUAUGA
This is a messenger RNA of Emiliania huxleyi CCMP1516, 333 nucleotides long. RefSeq lists its product as hypothetical. Lineage: Eukaryota; Haptophyta; Isochrysidales; Noelaerhabdaceae. The transcript has a single exon. The record is from RefSeq and is a predicted model, not a curated record. The annotation marks the transcript as partial.